GCUCUUCAGCAGUGCGUAUUUUGGUAAUUUAUUCGUUAGCAGAGGGUUUGGAAAACCUAGGUUUCGUGAAAAACUGUGUGGAAAACUCAAGAUAACCAAGCAUAAUGGCUUCACACGGGCUUACUGUAGGAUUUCUAGCGGAAAUCAUGCAAGGCAACGAAUUACAAAAUCCCGUGGUACAAAUUCUCGGAUCGAAGCGAAUCGCCGGAAGCGGCGAACAGUCCGAGCGAUACCGGUUGCUUAUUUCGGACGGUAAGACACUGUAUAGCUUCGCGAUGCUGGGGACACAAUUGAACGAUUUGCAGAAGCAGGGCAAAUUGCCCGAGUAUACCAUCAUCCGGAUCGAUCGCUACACGACGUCGGUGGUGAACCGCAACGAGAAGGGCGAAAAGCGUGUACUGAUCAUCGUCGAACUGACGGUGCUCAAGGAUGGCGGGUUGGUGGGAGAAAAGAUUGGUAACCCACAGUCGCUGACGGAGAGUGCAUCACAGGCCGCUAGUGGGGGAGGAUCGGCUUCUGGAAAUGAAAAACCUCGCCCCAUGGACACAAAUUCGACCGGUGGCAUCAGCAAUGGGUCGUCGUACGGAGCCAAUCGAUCCAUGUUGUCGAGCGCUACGCAACAGAAGGACAACAUCACGCUUACCGACUCCCUGACCCAUCCCAUCUCCUCGCUUAGCCCGUACCAGAACAAGUGGGUCAUCAAGGCGCGCGUCAUAUCCAAGUCGGGCAUACGCACUUGGAGCAAUGCGAAGGGCGAAGGAAAGCUGUUCAGCAUGGAUCUGAUGGAUGAGUCGGGCGAGAUUCGUCUUACCGCGUUCAAAGAGCAGUGCGACCGUUACUAUCCAAUGAUUGAAGUGGACAACGUGUACCUCAUCUCAAAGUGCCAGCUGAAGCCGGCGAACAAACAGUACUCGAGCCUGAAGAACGACUACGAGAUGACGAUGACGAACGACACCAUCGUGCAGAAAUGCACGGACGCCGACGGUGCGAUGCCGGAGAUCCAGUACAACUUUGUCCCGAUUUCGCAGAUCGCAAACCUCGAACCGAACGCGCUGGUCGACAUCAUCGGUAUGUGCAAGGAGGCGAGCGAGAUGGUACAGUUCACGGCCAAGACUUCCGGCCGCGAGCUGCGUAAGCGCGAGAUAACGCUCGUCGACGAUAGCAAGGCCUCGGUGCAGCUAACACUUUGGGGCGACGAUGCUCAGAAUUUUCCAGCCACCACGAACCCGGUGGUGUUGGUCAAGGGUGGCCGGGUGUCGGAGUUUGGUGGCGGUAAGACACUCGGUCUGAUCGGUGGCAGCGUGAUGAAACUCGAUCCGGACAAUGAAGCGGCCACCAGGGUGCGCAGUUGGUAUGCGAGCGGAGGAGCCGACCAGGCGCUGAACAGUGUAUCCGCUCGUACCGGCGGUGGUGCUGCCGGUAUGGCCACCGAGUGGAUUUCGUUCCAAGAGGCGAAGGAUCGCAAUCUAGGCGCGGGAGACAAGCCGGACUACUUCCAGAUCAAGGCGAUGAUACACACGAUCAAGUCAUCCAAUGCGGUGUACAAGGCGUGUCCGCAGACGGACUGUAACAAGAAGGUGAUCGACCAGGAGAAUGGACAGUUCCGUUGCGAAAAGUGUAACGCUGAUUUCCCUAACUUCAAGUAUCGACUGCUUGUGAAUAUGCUCAUCGGUGACUGGACCUCGAACCGCUGGGUGACCGUGUUCACCGAGCUGGCCGAAGAGAUGCUGGGCAAGACGUCGCAGGAGAUCGGCAGCAGCCUCGAGUUCAACAAGGAAGAAGCGGAGCGCAUCUUUUCCGCCGUCAGCUUCAAAUCGUUCGUAUUCAAGCUGCGCACCAAGGUGGAAUACUUUGGCGAGCAGCCACGGAACAAAACCUCCGCCGUCAGUGUGGCACCGGUAAACCAUAAGGAGUACAACGCGCUAAUGAUCAAGAGCAUCCAGGAGCUGACGGGCGUCGGAAAGAACUAGGAGCGACAAGUACCAUUCUUUUUCGUGUUUUUUUUCCCAGUUUUUCUUUCUAUCGCUCUGAUGUACAAUUCCAUUUCGUUCCGAUUUUUUCCCCCUACUUUAAGGCAACACCCCUUCGCACGGGGGUUAAGUAAAUGUAACAACAAACGAAGCAACCAAUAAACAACGCCAGCCGUUUGUUCAGUGCUA
Molecule: messenger RNA, 2159 nt
Organism: Anopheles coustani
Lineage: Eukaryota; Metazoa; Arthropoda; Insecta; Diptera; Culicidae
Gene: RpA-70
Product: replication protein A 70 kDa DNA-binding subunit
Exons: 3
Coding region: 105-1970 (621 amino acids)
Biological process (GO): DNA replication; nucleotide-excision repair; double-strand break repair via homologous recombination
Cellular component (GO): DNA replication factor A complex; nucleus
Molecular function (GO): single-stranded telomeric DNA binding; damaged DNA binding
Source: RefSeq, a predicted model, not a curated record